This is a messenger RNA of Oppia nitens, 1216 nucleotides long. RefSeq lists its product as uncharacterized. Lineage: Eukaryota; Metazoa; Arthropoda; Arachnida; Sarcoptiformes; Oppiidae. Bases 107 to 1216 code for a protein of 369 amino acids. The transcript is spliced from 2 exons. The record is from RefSeq and is a predicted model, not a curated record. Gene Ontology annotation, molecular function: nucleic acid binding.
AAAAUGGCCGUAAUUUCUGAACGGUAAUACAUUUUGAAGUCAAUGUUUUGUGUUUAUGUUGACCACAUGUUAGGGUUUUUUUGACAAUUGUUUCGGAGACUUCACAAUGGCGUCAUCCUAUUGUUAUUACACAACUGAAGAAAAAGUGUUUAUUGUAAAACAAUAUUAUUUAAAUCAAGAGUCACCGACUGAAGUCAUCCGUAAAUUUAAGUCCGAGUUUGGCCGCAAUUCGACACUUUCCCCGAGUAGUGUCUUACGUAUAAUACAAAAGUUCAAUGCCUCCGGAUCAGUAUUGGAUGAUCCACUUCAUCAAAAAGGCCGUAAACCUGUCGUUACAGAUCCAGAAACCGUUGAAGAAGUCCGGCAAUUAUUUGAUGAAUUUCCACAGACAUCCACACGAAGAGCGGCUCAAAUUCUUUCUGAUAGACGACAGAUCAGUCAUACAACCAUUCAUCACAUUCUAAAGUCCAUAGACAUGUUUCCCUACAAAAUACAAAUUACUCAAAAAUUGGGAAAAUAUGACAUUGAAAGACGAUUUGAUUUCGCUAAUGAUGUCAUCCAAAAGAUUGAUACCGGUGCUAUUGACAUCAACAAAAUUUGGUUUAGCGAUGAAGCCCACUUUUGGUUGGAGGGUUACGUAAAUAAGCAAAAUUGUCGACAAUGGGGUACUCAAAAACCCGAAUUUUCUGUCGCUGUUCCCCUCCAUUCAAAACGAGUUACGGUUUGGUGUGCAAUGUCUGCAAAUGCGAUCAUAGGUCCAAUUUUUUUGGAAGAAAGUGUGACGGGAAUUGUUUAUUUGGAUAAAUGUAUCGAACCAUUUAUUGAAAUUGUCGACGGAAUGGGAAAAAUCGACAAUUAUUGGUUCCAACAGGAUGGUGCACGUGCACACCGAACUAUGGAUGUUUUGGAUAGGAUUCAAAAGUGCUUUGAAGAUAGAGUGAUUGGUUUGGACUUUCCCGAAAAGACUGGUUCCGGAAUAGAUUGGCCACCCUAUUCACCCGAUUUGACUCCUCUCGAUUUCUUUUUAUGGGGUUAUUGUAAAGAUAGGGUGUAUACUAAUAACCCUAAAAACUUAAUUGAGUUGAAAGAUUCAAUAACUCAUGUGAUUUCAACAAUAAGUCAAGAUAUGCUGAAACGGGUUUCGGAUGGUUUUGAGAAAAGGCUCCGUCACCUCAUUGCAAAUGGUGGCGGAACGUUCGAAAAUUUAAUUUCAUAA